This is a messenger RNA of Aplysia californica (California sea hare), 5673 nucleotides long. RefSeq lists its product as uncharacterized. Bases 1217 to 4135 code for a protein of 972 amino acids. Lineage: Eukaryota; Metazoa; Mollusca; Gastropoda; Aplysiida; Aplysiidae. The record is from RefSeq and is a predicted model, not a curated record. The transcript has 6 exons.
AGAGAGAGGGAGGAGAAAGCGGGGGGAGAAAAGGGGGAGGCUGUGCAGAAUCAGGGGCAUAGGAGUAAGUUUUCUUUACCCAACAUAAUUGUCACUAGAUCUAUGAUUUGAUAUAGCGUAUCGAAAAUAUUAUGAAACAACAUCAGUCGCAACGAGGUGUUAGUCAACAGAAACAAUGACUGUGAAUUGGACAGAUUUUAUCAGACAAUCGGACACUUUUAUCAUACGAGAGGAGCAAGUGAGAGUACCUGUCGAACACCUCUGCCUCUUUUUAGUGGUUGGCCGCUCGGCAGAGCUCACCUGUCUAAGUAAAUGUUCUGUGCUAGAAGUCAUCGUUCGCUAGUCCAACCCAGUAACAAUUAACCCCCUCCCUUCACCCCAACCCGAGCAAAGUACGAUAUACAUGUAGUGUCUCGGUAAAGUUUAUUGCCUGAAUUCACAUCAUAGACAGAGAAGAAAAAAAAAUAUGUGAUACGGAAAAUGCGGGUUCUUAGGCAGUCCGGGUUCUUUGGCGAGGGCCACUGUACCACGCUCCUUAACUUUAUGGCUUUCUCAUAUCAAAGCUUUUAAGCACAAAAACAAACAGGCCUGUUACAGAAGGCAGGUGGGUGUGCGAAUGUGGCUAGGAGAAUAAACAAACCAAUUAUAACGUAAUGACAUAGAGACCUGGUAUAAUAUUAUGACCUAGAUCUAGAUCAAGAACUAGGCUAGUAUAAUGUCAGAGUCAGUCACAUGGAAGUGACGUCACUUGCUUCGGCAAAGCUGACCGAAGAAGGGCUACAACUCUGAGCUGGACGUUCUUCUACAAGGAAAUAUAACUGUGUUGUCGUUCUUCUCUCAUUAAAUUAUGAAUUGUCCUGGCUUUUUUACUGCAAGUGUGCUUAGCUUGUCUACAUACCAAUAGUCGGUAAGUAGACUAAUUUACAUGCCGACGAACACUAAAAUUAUUCGUUGACUGAGUGUGUGCUCGUCAAUAUUUGGUAUUUUUAAUUUCCGACCGCCAUGACUUGUAUGGCGCCGACCUCUUUCCCUGUCUCCCUUCAACAAAGAGGGGAGCGGCCGUUGUCUUCCACUGGCCUCGGUUUACCGUAAACAAUUUUGUGUCUGGUCUUUUUUAUCCUUUAAUUUGAUGCUGCCAUCUCAGAAUCCAUGAGUUAUGUAGAAACGAAGGUCCAGCAUAGCGUGGUAGUCUGUUGCACAGAUUCUGCCGUCUGUCAUGGACAUGGCAAAGGACUUGCCUCCCUUGACACUGAAGAAUACGACUGCUCCUAAGCUAGUGACCCUGAUUCCUGUCCUUGUUUCCAUGACAACACGUAGAGCUAUUCCUUGCUAUGAUGACGAAAGUGAUAAGCCUGCUUGGUGGCCGGAUGAUAUUCGCUGGACGAACCCAAAGGCUUAUGUACAAGGGGGCACUCAGAACGGACUGCAGAUCUUGAGAAAGUUGGUGCAUAGCUGUUACUCUUACCAUGGUGUUGAGGAGCUCCUCUGCAUGAUCGACAGAUCAGACUAUCAAGACUUGAGUCCUGAUAGUAUGGACAUCAUUCAGUUGACUGAUGAUGGGGACGAUAGCCAUAGCUUCAGCCCAGGGGAUUCUUCUCAAGCAGAGAGUGAUGGGCCUGUGUAUGUGUGCUGUUUCUGUCUGGAGCAGUUCAGUAGCCACGAGGAGGUGAACAGCCACCAGAGCCUGUGCCAGAAGAAGUUUCAGACGUCCUCUCGUGCAGGGAACGCGGCUGUGACAAAAACACCUGAAAAAAAACAAAACUCAGCAUCUCAGCGCUCACCCGUCAAAGCUGUGAGUGUGAGUGCUGUGUCAUGCAGCCCCCCAAAAAGUAACAGUUCCGCCACUGCUGUGGCAGUGUCCUGGCAACCAUCUGUUGUCAAGUCUCAGAGUUCGUCCUCUCAACCAGCUGUUGUCAAGUCCCAGAGUUCAUCUCAUGUGUCAUCCGUCAAAGCCAGCAGUCAGAGUUCCUCCACCUCUCACCCACCCCCAUCCUCCCGUGUGAUCUCUUCCGCUUUAAGUGCAAACAACAAGAAACCAGCUUUUGUUCCAAUACUUAAGACACGAAGUCAAAAACGUUUAGAUCAAAUUAUGGAAAAGCAUAAUUCCAAACGUUUGAUGAUGAAAGAGUGUAAGGAGAUGAAAGACGUGCCUAAGGAGGGUGCAUGGUGGAGUAGGAAGAAAAGGAGAAAGUCAAAACCAUCACGAGUGUCACAUCCUAGUGAUGACUUCUCAAAGCGCUCAUUUAUUUCUGCUUUGGGUUUGGUAGAAAAACGUGUCCUCGAAGUAACCGAAGCUUCCAAAAAGGAGACAGAAGUCGAUCUGGACUGUGAAAUAAUUCUGGUGGAAGGUCCCCUGAGCAGCACGACAUGCACCCCAUCCUCAGCACCUCCUCAGCGUUUGGGGCUUUCCUCACCACGCUCAAAAAGCCUGAUGUCUCAGCUGAGCCGAGACAGCGAGCCGAGCUCUCGCAGGCGAAUCAGCUUCUGUUUUGUGGAGGAUGAAUGGGCAGAUAAGGAGGCUAUGGAGGAGGGCAGAGACCCUCUGGCCACCUCACUGCUCACUUUGGACUUUUCAUCCCCUCUGGGUCAGAGGGUGAAAAAGUAUGUGAAAGGGGAAAGCUGCCUGAAUAUUAUCAAGGACCCUGAUCAGUACUGUCGGACUGAAGAGAUGGAUAAUGGGUACAGUAAGCUUAGAUUUAGAGGGUCAGACUUCCGGGUCACCUAUAGGAAGAAAAGGAGAGCGUCAUCGUUUGUUCACAAAUAUAAGUUCAAUAAGAGAGAUGUGCGUGAAUUUAAGAAAUUGCUGAAGACAGGGCUCAGUGCAAGGACUCGACGAUUACUCCGCUGCAUACCACACUGUAGGGUCAAGCUGAAAAAAAUGAGUGAAACAGAGAUCAGAAACUGGAGAGAACGUACAAUAACAAUUUCCGACAAGAUCUACUAUGACGACGACGUCUGCAUUACUCAGAUCGAUCUGCCAGAGUCUCUUGUGGAAAAAGGCAGUACAAGAGAGAACUUGGCCUCAAAUUCUGCUUUUCCCCACCUGCAGCGACAUCUGACAACUCCUUCUAACCAGGUCCAGCGACCUUCCACAGCCACUCAGCGUCCUGCAGCUUCUCAUCGCCACGUUCCAUGUCCGUCCAACCAUAGAUCACUCAGCUUGCCACAGGCAAACUCUCAACCCCAUGUUCCAAAUAUUUUUAGGAACCGACAAGGUUAUGCUCCCUCUCCCCCUCGGCAGGGCCCACAACUUCAUCGACACUUGACCUCUGCUAAUCCACAAAGGGUUUCAUCCCCAAUGCCUUCACAAAGUAACACAUCGCAAAGCCAGUCACAGGUAAAUAGUUGCUCUGUUGUCUCUCAAAGUCUGACAAAGUCCGUUGCAAAGGAAAACCCUCACCCUGACAAGAGUCAUCCUGAGCAAACUCAGCCCACAUCUUUGAAUAACUUGAGUUCUGCUCCACCCAGUGUAAAUCACACUGAAGCUCUCAGGGAAAUCAUGUUAGGAAAGACAUCUUCAAAUUCGCAGAGUCCGAAUAGUAGAAGAAAACAGCAGUUGAAUGAUGUUAGGACGGAGGAUUUUGAACUGCCUCACAAGCAGAGUACUGACAGCCCAGACUGUGUACCGCCUCCGGCACAUCAGGUCAAUCCGUUCAGCAUGCUGAGCGUGAACCACAACACUUUGAAGUCUCCUCUACCCGCACAUCAAGCGAGCUUAUCUCAUCGGGCCGGCUCAAACCCCAUGAGCACAUUGUCAAACACUCUUCCUCAAUCGUCCUCCUCGUCCUGUACUCAUCGUAAGCAUAACACUCAUACUGAAUCCCCAAGCCAAGCGCAUCAUCAUAAGUCCCACAAUGUGGUCAUGACCUCUAGUGACUCUUCAGAAAGACACAGUUCUCGCAGUGCCUCUGGCAAAUCCUGUGUAAACCCCACAUCCAGCUCACAGUCUUCGCAUGGUAAACACUCAAGGAUACUGCCGCGGAGUAACCAUGUCACCUCCACAGCUGUUGUUGAACGUACCCGUGAUUUGCAUUUAGAAAUGAGUAAAGUUAUUCCAGCUCCUCCAGUGGUGAACAACUCGAACCUAGAUGAUGACGAUGAUGAUGUACUUGAAGUAAUAUGCAUAGAUGACUGAUUACUAAUGUGACACGAUUAUGUUCACCAUUGGCAACAUAACCCAGUUUUUUUUUCACUCAGGAAGUAGAUUGUUUUUCCAAGUUGUGAAGAACAUUGUGUUGUUUGUUUAGACACGUCAUAUUGAUGUAAAAGAGCUUGAUGUGUUGUAAGCUCAUGCGGUUGGGGACAUGACUUUCGUUGUUGUUUUUUAAAAUCCUAUUCAUUCCUGUACGCAUUUGUAAUUAUUUUGUACAACAGUGUUUAGAGCAGGUCUUGGUCUAAUACAUCACAGUGAAUUCUUUAAGGUUGUCUUUUUUGGUAACAUGUCAUUCAUUUUAUUCUUUGAGAAGGUUAAAAAUAUCAAUGUUAGUGUUACUGCCCAGAAUAGGUUACUAAAAUCUUCAUGAAAACGAAACUCAACAAGGAUAUAAAAUUUCCCUCAGGGAUAAUAAAGUAUUAUCUUAUCUUAUAGCUUUCUUUAUUGCUGGUUUUCUGAUUUUAAGUAUUGAUAGGAGUUUAAAGUUGGGAAAUGUCCCAAAUAUGUUAAAAGAAUUUAUACAGUUACAUGUCACUGAUAGUUACAGAUGGCAUGCACACUAUGUAAGUGAGUGAAAUUUUUUCAGACUUUGUGUUUCUCGAUACAUGUAGGCUGGUAAGGUUUUUUUUUUUUUUUAAGUCGUAUUCUGUCAACUUUAAAAUUAGCUCUCUUAAUUUACAGCAUUUUCAGAAUUGCAAACUCUCAUAUAUCUCUGCUCAUAUUCAACCUAUUGUCAUAAAGCAAACAUCAAAUUAAGGAGAAAUGAAUGAUCCAAAAAGUAAACAUUCAGUUUGAUUAUAUAGAUCAAGAUGAAUUAGCUGAGGUUUGGUUCCUUUUUGUAAUGACUGCAAACAACCGAAUGAGGUUGUGGGCCAGCUGAACUGGCAUGCCGUAUACUACAAGUUGAACUUCAUGCACACCGGUUCUGUAGUCUGAUCUGGUGACUUUAAGCAGAACCCAUGAUGUGUGAGAUGAUGUGCUUUCAUUGUGAGUUGUGCGUUAUCUGUGAGGUGUGUGUCUACUGAGAGAUGCGAAUUCUCUGUGAGGUGUGCACACCCGCUGGGUUGUGUGCGUUCACUAUGAGAUGCGGGUUCGCUGUGAAGUGCACAUGUCCACUAUGAGAUGUGUAUUCACUGUGAAGUGCUCGUGUCCACUGUGAGAUGUGUAUUCACUGUGAAGUGCACAUGUCCACUAUGAGAUGUGUAUUCACUGUGAAGUGCACAUGUCCACUAUGAGAUUUGUAUUCACUGUGAAGUGCACGUGUCCCCUGUGAGAUGUGUAUUCACUGUGAAGUGCAUGUGUCCACUGUGAGAUGUGUAUUCACUGUGAAGUGCUCGUGUCCCCUGUGAGGUGUGCAUGUCCACUGUUGUAUGUAUUCACUGUGAGAUGUGCAUCCGCUGUGAUGUGUGUGUUCACUGUGAGCUUGGCUGUAUUGUCUGUGAGCUCACUUUGAUAUUAUAUGUGAGGCAGCAUGGUGGAAUCAGGCUCUCAUCAAUUUUUGGGCAUGUAGAGUUAUUUAU